AUGUCGUUCACCGAUAAACUUAAAUCCAAACUCGACCGCGCAUCGCGUCGGAUCUCACGGAGCUUGAGUACGGGGUCUCAUGUGAAUCGAUCGGAGCCGGGGUCUAGGGAGGAGUCACCUGUGCCCGAGAUCAGGGUUCAGGAUGUGGAUGCGCCGAAGACGCCUGUGCAGGAGAAAAGUGGACAUUCUUACGAGAUUGGAGAGUACGACGCCAGUCCGUCGCCCAAACCGUUACCCUUGAAGGUACAGAUUCCGGAGUCGCCGAAGACUCCAAAGACUCCAAAGACUCCAAAGACUUCCAAGAAGGUUGCAAGCGAAUCCGCGCCCGUCAGUCCCGUCUCAUCCUCGAAGAAGCGGCAAUCAUUCCGCGAUUUCCUGCACCGAGAUCGGACUCCACCGCCUGUCGUCCCUAAUGAUGAGGAGUACGAAAGACGCGCGUUGGAGGCUGCGCAUUCAGCCCCUGUGUCGCCCACGCUUCUCGCGCAUUCACACGGAGUUGGAAUCACGAGUGGAGUUGCACAUGUGUACGCGGAUCCGGAGACGAUGGUGGAGGAUGGUCAAGGGAGCGAAAAUCACCUCCGCAUAAGGUAG
This is a messenger RNA of Saitoella complicata NRRL Y-17804, 591 nucleotides long. RefSeq lists its product as uncharacterized. The coding region runs from base 1 to 591 and encodes 196 amino acids. Lineage: Eukaryota; Fungi; Ascomycota; Saitoellomycetes; Saitoellales; Saitoellaceae. The transcript has a single exon. The record is from RefSeq and is a predicted model, not a curated record.